Messenger RNA from Stylonychia lemnae, 816 nucleotides. NCBI's taxonomy places the organism in Eukaryota, Ciliophora, Spirotrichea, Sporadotrichida, Oxytrichidae. The record is from the annotation of a GenBank genome assembly.
AUGUUUGCUGGAAGAAUAGGUGCUAUAGUCAUGUCAAGAAAGCGUCAUGGAGAAAGAAGACGUAGGCCAUCUGAAGAAGAAAUAGAUCUUUUAAAAACAUGUGACCGUAUGAACCAUUUAUUUUAAAGUAAUUAAUUAGAUAGAGUUAUUGAAGAUCUUGAUAUCAAAGAGAACUCAACUGCAAAACUCAGAUUUCAUAGUGUUAUCAUUUAUCAAUCAUGCAGAUGUGAGUUUUCUACCAACUCAUAAUAUCAGAAGAGUUUAAAAAUAAUUAAAAUGACAGAGGAGUUCUGGCAAGAGGAUAAAAAGAAAUAGGAGAGCAAUCCAUUCAAUGUAAAUCCAAUAAUGUAGCAAACCUAUAAAGAUGCAAGAUCGAUUGCAUCAGAUAAACAUCCAAAAGCGUUGUAUGCUGAAUGUUUAAAGCAAUCAACUUAUUGGACUCAUUAUGCAGCUUCUCCUAGGGUCUCUAUUGAUGAUAUGGCAAUGAUGCUUUGCAGAGACCUUGGCUGUGAGGUAAACUAUUGUGGAUUAGUAAAGAAAAGUUACCCAAUGGAAUGGGAAGGUAGCAGUGACUGCAUUGAUGAGAUAAAACAGUUUAAUGAUUGUAUGACUAGAGAGCGUAGAAGAUAUGCUUGGCUAGAUGAAAAACCUCCAAUGUUUGACUAUAUCUAGAAUAGACUGGCUGAAAAAAGAAAAGAGAAGAAGUUUGCAAUUAUUUUCAAGCCAGAUGAAUUAGAGGCAAUUGAGAAACUCAGAGAAGAAGAUAGACUUUAGAUGGAGAAGGAAAAAAUGAAAAAUUAGCCUCUUAUAAGCUGA